This is a messenger RNA of Lodderomyces pseudojiufengensis, 1836 nucleotides long. RefSeq lists its product as uncharacterized. The transcript has a single exon. The coding region runs from base 1 to 1836 and encodes 611 amino acids. Gene Ontology annotation, cellular component: cytoplasm; membrane. The record is from RefSeq and is a predicted model, not a curated record. NCBI's taxonomy places the organism in Eukaryota, Fungi, Ascomycota, Pichiomycetes, Serinales, Debaryomycetaceae. Gene Ontology annotation, biological process: protein folding in endoplasmic reticulum.
AUGUACAGUCGAGCAUGGGUACCGUUAAUAAUCAUCACCAUAUACUUGAAUGUCACAAUAGCUCAUAAUGAAACGUCUUUAGCUUCAAAUUCAAAUUUAACUCCAGCCAUUUCACCACUUCAAGAAUUCAAUUCGGUUUUCUCACCACUAUCUGGAUCAAUCGUGAAUACCACUUCGUUAAAUGAACUGAGCAGUGAAGAGAACCUACAUUUGAAACUACCUCAAAGUAACAUUAAUCAACUAAGUCAACAAUUACUUGCGAAUUCGUCACUGCAAAACGAAUCUCAAUCUGAUGAAUGUCGUUUUAUGUCUUUUGAAGAAUGGAAAAAACAAAAGAUCAUUGAUACAAAAAACAACUCUACUACCAUAUCUACGACCACUACAUUCACAAGAUCUUCAAAUACCAAUUCGUAUGACAAACGUGAAAGCGAACUAAACGAGUCCAAGUUUAAUGAAAACAUCGACCCAAGUUUACUACCGAAGACAGCUUUGCUAACAAAUAUAACACAGAUUGAAGGUGAAGGGAAAACUUAUAAAGACAAAUUCAACUUUGCGUCAGUUGAUUGUGCAGCAACCAUUGUUAAAACAAAUUCUCAAGCAAAAGGUGCAUCUGCAAUUUUGAAAGAAAACAAAGAUUCGUAUUUAUUAAAUGAGUGUUCUGUAGCAGAUAAAUUCGUUAUUAUAGAACUUUGUCAAGAUAUUUUAGUGGGUUCGGUUGUUUUAGGAAAUUAUGAAUUUUUUUCAUCAAUGUUCAAGGAUAUACGAGUGAGUGUUAGUGAUAGAUAUCCAGCUCAUAGUUGGAGAGAAUUGGGAACAUUCACGGCUAAAAAUAUAAGGGAUGUUCAAUUAUUUCAAAUCGAGAAUCCUUUGAUUUGGGCCAGAUAUUUGAAAAUAGAUAUAUUAAGUCAUUAUGGUAAUGAAUUUUAUUGCCCUAUAUCUAUUGUGAGAGUUCACGGUAAAACAAUGAUUGACGAAUUUAAAGAAGACGAAGAAAAAUUGAAACAACUGCAAGAGUCAAAAAGCAUUGAGGAGCAGUAUCUGCAGAAUUUGGAGUCAGAGUUAGACGAAACAUUACUUCUUAAUGAUCACAUUAAUGAAUGUAGAGUCAGAUUACCGCAUUUAGCGUUAGAUGAAUUUUUGAAAGACUUGAACUCAUCUCAAUUAUGUUUUCCUUCUGACAAUAACACCAAUCAAUCUCAAGCAUCAUAUACCUCAUUAUCAUCAACAACUCCGUCAACUAUCACAACUCAAGAGUCGAUAUACAAAAACAUCAUAAAAAGGUUAACUUUACUUGAAGCUAACGCAACUUUAUCCUUACUUUAUAUUGAAGAGCAACUGAAAUUAUUAAGUGAUGCUUUCACAAAAUUAGAGAAACGACAAUCCAUAAAUUAUAAUAACUUGCUUGCUUCAGUGAAUUCUACGUUAGUGAAUCAAUUGUUUAAUUUCAAGGAUUCGUACAAUCAGUUGAAUGAACAAUAUAAUAACCUUUUGAAGUCGCAAGAAAAAAAUCAUAAAUUGUACCUCACCGAAUCAGCAAAAAAACUUCGUUCACUUGAUAACGAAGUUGUGAAUCAGAAACGAUUGACUAUAUUCAAUACUAUAAUAAUUUUGUUCCUACUCGUGUAUGUUAUACUUACUAGGGAUAUAAAUCUCGACUUGCAAGAGAUCAACAACAAAAUUUCGAAUAAAACUAGCAAAAUCAACAAAACUAGCAUGAAAUCUGAUCAGAAAUCCCAUUCAAAACAUGACGUGCCUCCGAUUAGUAAUAUACUAACGGAAGAAGUUAUUGUUCCCUAUAAUCCAAAAUUGCAUCCUAAGCAUAAAAGAUCGAUAUAA